GCUUUCCACUGACGUGCGAAGAGUGCUGCUAUGUUGUAAUGUCUCGACAUCUUGCUGAGUUGGGCUAGCAACUCCUGCCAGCACACAAUGGCGAAGAUAUAUGAGUUCCAGUGGCAACGACCUGUACCGGAAGUCCUGCAGAUGGGUCAGGUGUUUGACCGCUGGGAGGAAGACACCGGUAUUAUUGAGAAAAAUUGCACGUUCAAAGUUGAUGAGUAUGGCUUCUUCAUCUAUUGGAGCUGCGACGGUAAGGACACGCAAGUGCUUGAACUCGCCCAGGUGAGUGACGUAUUCAUAGGAUCCGGCGCCUCGAUCAUUGGCCGUCCCACGGACCCGAAAAUUACAGAGCAGUUCACGAAGGAUAGCAUGCCGCUCGUUGAGGACCGGACGUUGACACUGUGUCAUGGCCUGGACUUCGUUAACCUCACCUACAUUCACCUAGUGUGUGCUGACCCUGACAUUGCUUGGCAGUGGGUACAGGGUAUCCGUAAGCUGAACAACAACAACAAGGCAAACAAUGUAUGCCCUAUGACAAGCAUUAUGAAACACUGGCUGAAGCUCACACUUGCGACGAACCCUAAUGGCAACAUCCCUGUACGCAGCAUCACAAAGACGUUUGCAUCUGGGAAGACUGAGAAGAUGAUCUUCCAGUCACUGAAAGAGCUUGGCUUUUCUAGCGGCAAGAACGAUGAAAUUGCACGCAUGGAGUUUACAUUCGAGAAGUUUUAUGAGCUCUAUCACAAGAUCUGCCCACGUACUGACAUUGAAGACCUUGUGAGGCAAGUCACGCGUGGCAAGGACUUUCUUAGUGUGCCACAGCUGAUCGAAUUUCUUAAUGAGCGGCAGCGUGAUCCUCGUCUGAAUGAGAUCUUGUUCCCGUUCUUCGACCACAAGCGCGUCGUGCAGCUGAUUGAGACAUAUGAGACAAAUGCUGAGUGCAUAAAGCAGGAGCGAUUAAGCAUUGAUGGCCUUUGCCGCUACCUUAUGUCAGACGAGAAUGCCCCUGUCUUCCUCGACCGACUUGAGAUUUGCCAGGAUAUGGAUCAGCCAGCUUGCCAUUAUCUGAUCAAUUCGUCUCACAACACUUACCUUGUUGGGCGCCAGUUUGGUGGCAAAUCGGCCGUGUACAUCUAUCGGCAGGUGCUCCUGGCAGGCUGCCGCUGUGUAGAGCUUGAUUGCUGGGACGGGAAAAACGAGGACCAAGAGCCAAUCAUUACACACGGCAAGGCAAUGUGCACAGAUGUUCUCUUCAAGGACGUGAUCCUGGCAAUUGCGGACACAGCAUUCACUACGUCUGAGUACCCGUUGAUCCUCUCGUUCGAGAACCACUGCAGCAAACCGCAGCAGUAUAAAAUGGCCAAGUACUGCGAAGAGAUAUUUGGUGACUACCUGCUGAAAGCGCCGCUGGAAGGGUUUGGUCUCGGGGCCAACAAGCCACUGCCAUGCCCGUAUGCGCUGCGCAAGAAGAUCCUUAUCAAGAACAAGCGGCUGAAGCCUGACGUGGAAAAGAAGCAGCUUGAACUGUGGAAGGUGGGACAGGUCGACAUUGUUACGGAUGAGAACAUCAUUGUCGAAGAUCCUGAGGUGGUGAUUGAUGGCGAAGAGGGCCCGCUGGUGAGCGAGUUGCCGCCGCCAAUGAAGCCUGAGGACAAUGAGGCUCACCCAGAAGUUGCUCACAAGGUCGUCACAAAGGCUGAGUCGGUUGCAAGUAACGAGAUUGAGUUAAAGAACGGACUGAUCGACUCAACUGAUGAGAUCAAUGACACAACGAAGAAGGGCACCCUGUCGAACGAGGAUGAACAGCAGCUGCUGCAGCAAUACCACUACACUGGUGCCACAACAAACAUUCACCCACUGCUCUCGUCAUUUGUCAACUACGCACAGCCAGUCAAGUUCCAGGGCUUUGACAUCGCUGAAGAAAAGAACAUUUCCUAUAACAUGUCGUCAUUCAAUGAAUCGACGGGUCUUGGCCUGCUGAAGACAAGCUGUAUAGAGUUUGUCAACUACAAUAAGCGUCAGCUGAGUCGCAUCUACCCGAAGGGUGGCCGUGUUGACUCGAGUAACUACUUGCCGCAGAUAUUCUGGAACGCCGGAUGCCAAAUGGUGUCGCUUAACUUCCAGACGCCAGACCUAUCGAUGCAGCUGAACCAGGGCAAGUUUGAGUACAACGGCGGCUGCGGCUACCUGCUGAAGCCUGACUUCAUGAGGCGGCCCGACAGGACCUUUGAUCCAUUCUCAGAGUCGCCUGUCGAUGGAGUGAUCGCAGCACAUUGCUCGGUGCAAGUGAUUUCCGGCCAGUUUCUCUCCGAUAAGAAGGUGGGGACUUACGUUGAGGUCGACAUGUAUGGACUGCCGACAGAUACCAUUCGGAAAGAGUUCCGCACGCGCCUUGUGCCUAACAAUGGCCUCAAUCCUGUCUACAACGAAGAGCCGUUCGUGUUCCGCAAAGUAGUGCUGCCGGACCUGGCUGCUAUCCGCAUCGGUGUGCAUGAUGAGAACGGCAAGCUGCUCGGCCAGCGCAUCCUGCCGCUCGAUGGACUCAAGGCUGGUUACCGACAUAUCUCGCUGCGCACAGAGGGCAACUUCCCGAUGUCCUUACCGACAGUCUUCUGCUGCAUUGUGCUGAAGACAUACGUCCCAGAUGGCUUCGGCGAUUUUGUCGAUGCUUUGUCAGCACCAUUACAGUUCCUGUCGGCGCAGGAGAAGCGCGCCAAGCAGAUGGAGCAGAUGGGCAUUGCUGAGAGCGACAUAGGCGAUGCGCCACUGCGCAAAGACCUAAAGUCAAAUAGCAGCAAUGUAGCAAACAACUCAAAGGCACAGGCACAGGUGAGCAUUGAUGAGAGGAAGGCCACUGAGGAGGUCGUCUUUGAAGUUAUCAAGCCAGAUGCUCUUAUGAAGGACAAGUGCUAUGAUAAGCUGCUGCGGAGGCAGCAGAAAGAGAUGGAGACACUGAGAAAAAAGUUUGGCCGUGAGCGCGGGAUCAUGCAAAAAGUGCACUGCAUGUCCGUCGACAAGCUCGUCGCGUUGCACGACCGAGAGAAGCAGUGCCAGGAGAAGAACCUUGAGAAGGCAAUCAGGAAGAAAGGGGAGGGCAACUGCAAUGAUGUCAAAUCGGAGACAGAGGCUAAGAUCCAGACCCUUGUUAACACACACAAGGAAAAGGUUAAGGAGAUGGUAAGUGAGCAGACGAGCGAGUGGUCGGAAAUGAUCAUGCGGCAGCUGAAGGAGGAGCAUGACUUACUCCAUGAGCACACAAAACAGCAGUGUGAUGUCCUCAACAAACUGCUUGAAUUUGCGCAGGAGCAGCAGCUAAAGCAACUUGAUGCAAAGCUCGAGAAGGAGAACAAGGAGCUGAAAGGAGUGCAGGCAAAACAGUCAAUGGAUGCGAGCAAGGCGGUGAACAACGACAAAUCUAUCAAGAACAAAGCAGAACGUGAGCGCCGGGUGCGCGAGCUAGUGCAGACAAACACAAAGAAAUUCAUCGAGGAACGCAAGCGGCUCGCCAUGCGUCACUCGAAGGAGAAGGAAAACCUGAAGAAAUCACAUGUGGAGCAGAAAGAGAACUGUAUGAAGUUCCUGCAGGAACUCGUAGAGGCACAAACAGUUGCUCAUGAAGAAGCACGAAUGGCCAGCAAACCAGAGAUUGUUGUGUAGGUGGUGGUGUAUCACAGCACCCCACAUUCUGCAUCCAUCACUCCUUCUUAUCCUCUCCUCUUCCACUGCUUUGGUUUAUGUCGAUAUGAUGUGCCCCACAUUUGCUAACUUUUUUUUUCAGCCAUGCAUUUUUAUUCAUUUGUCAGGUUAGUACAGAUGGUAUUCCUCGGUCCCUUUUUGUUAAUGGGAAUAACUGUAAAGUGAGUUACCUAAAUUACUCUGGGUAAUUGCUUCCCAUCUCCAGUGUUGAUUCUGCCCAAUGACUCUUAGCUAGUAAAUUUAGAUGUAGUUUACUGUGGAAAUGUCAUAGUGUACAAUGUGCUAAUCGUCAGGAUUGCCCCGUUGUCUAUACAUUUGGAGCCACAUGGCUGGUUAUUUUCAUUGUCACUGUACAAACAAAUACUAUCAAGACAUGUUUAGAACCGAGUACCAUCCCAUGACCAUGUUGUGAGAUUGUUUAAUAUCGGCAAGUAUACCGUUACUCUAUAGAUCAGGGUAAAUGUACGAAGUUGAUGAAUGCGAUUAGGAGCAUGCACAAGCGCGUUAGCCGAUUUCUUGUCUGCAACCUGCGCAAUUUGCAUAUUGAAAUCAGAAGCGGAUGUGGCCCACAGUGUUGUUGUCAGCGACCGAUUGAGAAAUGUGUUCAGGUUGGUAUUAAUGUGUGCAGGUGCUGACGUACGAUGCCUCGAAACACCAGCACAGUUUUAUGCGUGAGUGUACCCGCACGGUUUAAGAAUACAUUCAGGGUUGUUAGGUUAUAUUCCGGCGAAAUUUCAAUACCCAUUUUAUUUGAUAGAUGGCGCCCAUUGGCAGCUACGUAGAUAUUAUUAGAAGUAGAUAAUAGGGGAGGAGUGUGUCUUCAAUAAACAAGGAAAAUUUGUCAUUUACUAGCCU
Priapulus caudatus is the source of this 4548-nucleotide messenger RNA. RefSeq names its product 1-phosphatidylinositol 4,5-bisphosphate phosphodiesterase beta-4-like. The record is from RefSeq and is a predicted model, not a curated record. Bases 88 to 3654 code for a protein of 1188 amino acids. NCBI's taxonomy places the organism in Eukaryota, Metazoa, Priapulida, Priapulimorpha, Priapulimorphida, Priapulidae. Gene Ontology annotation, molecular function: phosphatidylinositol-4,5-bisphosphate phospholipase C activity; calcium ion binding. Gene Ontology annotation, biological process: phosphatidylinositol-mediated signaling; lipid metabolic process. The transcript has 2 exons.